AUGCUGACCUCAUUCUCCAGGAAUGUGCAUAUCGUGUGUGCCCCAGGCUACUCUAAAUUUCGAUUUCUUUCAACUGUUUUGGGAAUAGAAACAAGUUGUGAUGAUACGGGUGCUGCCGUUGUAACUGAUCAGAGAAUGGUACUCGGUGAAGCUCUCGCUUCCCAGACAGCCAUUUCAGUAAAUAAUGGAGGCGUAGUUCCUCCGAUUGCACAAAAAUUGCAUGCUGAAAAUAUCGCAGCGACAGUUUCAACCGCGAUGAGAAAUUCCGGUCUUUCGUUUAAGGACCUAGAUGCUAUCGCUGUAACUGUGAAACCUGGAAUGGCUCUAUCUCUUAAAAUCGGUGUUACUUAUGCAAAGGAACUGGCUACCAAAUACAAAUUGCCAAUUAUUCCCAUUCACCAUAUGGAAGCUCAUGCUUUAACCGCUUUACUAACUGAUAAGAAUUUAACUUUUCCCUUUUUGGCUAUGUUAGUUAGUGGCGGGCACUCACUUUUGGCGCUCACGAAGAGCGUAGAUGAGUUUCUAUUACUCGGGACAUCUUUAGACAUGUCUCCUGGUGACUGCUUAGAUAAGAUUGCCCGUCGGUUGAAAUUAUCGACUUUAAAUGGUGGCGAAUUUAGUCAAAUUCCCGGUGGAAUGGCUAUCGAACUAAUGGCACAAACCAGCACGAGCCCAUCCACAUAUCCUAUUCCUACACCACGAAGCGUUUCGCGAGAUUGUGAUUUCUCCUUCUCUGGUAUUAGAUCAGCAGCUGAGCGAUUGAUUGCUAACUUAGAAAAGGAUAUCCAAUGCAGUCCCCUCCCAACUGAUGUAAUUGCAUCAAUUUGUUCUGCUUGUCAAACAUCAGUGACCAAACUGUUUUGUCGAAGGGUGCAAAGAGCGAUAGAGUACUGUGUACGCAAUUCCCUUCUUCCCUCUUCAGUACAGAUUCCUGAAUCGACUUGGCCGAGACCCAAGAUUCGGGAAGUCACUGACCCUUCAGCGGCAGCACUUGUGCUUUCUGGUGGUGUAGCAAGCAAUCAAUUUGUACGCUCAGGAUUGACUAAAGUGGCCGCAUAUUAUGGCAUGCGUUUCACCGCUCCUCCUCCUCGAUUAUGUACAGAUAAUGGUGUAAUGAUCGCUUGGAACGGCGCCUUGCUUCAUUCUCAAGGUAAAAGAAUUGAGCAUAACCCAUCUUUAAUAGACUUUAGUCCAAGAGCACCACUUGGGAAGAGCCUUCGGGAAGAUGUUGCUGCAGCAAAUAUUAGAAUAAAACCAAUUCAAGCGACUAGAGCUUGA
Molecule: messenger RNA, 1278 nt
Organism: Rodentolepis nana
Lineage: Eukaryota; Metazoa; Platyhelminthes; Cestoda; Cyclophyllidea; Hymenolepididae
Source: the annotation of a GenBank genome assembly